AUGGCUAAUUUGAAGGAUUUUCCAUCUUUUAGCCUUGGAUUGACUCGGGAGUUUGGACACGAUGUGUGGGGUGAUGUGUCUAAUAUUGCUAGGGUGAUUAAUGAAGGUCAUGAUGACCAUGGUGUGGGUGGUGGUAUUGGCCGGGAUGCGAAUAUUGAUCACAUUUCUGGAUCUCAACAUGGUGGUUGCUCAGGUGUUAAUGGUGAACAACAAGUUCAUGAUGGGGGUGUGGAUGGUGGUUUGGAUAUGGUUGUUCCUCGUGUGGGUUCCACAUUUGUUUGUCUUGCUCCACGCAAGGCAAAUAGACCAGCUCGUACUGUUUUGGGGUCAGUUCGUCGUAGUGGUGUCCACUCUAUUGCUUCCGUGCCUUCACUCGAUUUAUUGGAUGAUGUCAACUUUUUCAAGUGGGUGCUCAAGCAUGAGUUUUUAUUCCCUUACACUGGUCAAACUGUUAGUCGUAACGAUAUAUGUUCUUUGGCACCGUGGGCGGAGGUUUCUGUGGGUGUGAUUAUUGCUGGGUCCUGUAUAUUAACUUGUAGAGAACAUACCAACGAUCCAUCAACACCAACUAGGGUGUUUGCCUCUCCGUUCACCACUUUGAACACUACUGUGUUGUUCAAAAAAAUAGACAAGCUGAAGUUGACUAGGUUUUCGGAGGCUUUGGUGGCUGAUUUUGCACUUGGUCAUUAUAAAAUAUGGGGUCAUGUUCAUCUCCUUUUCUUUCCCAUCCUUCAACAAAAUCAUUUAUACCUCUUGUGUGUCGACUUCAAAUUCGAGCGGCUUGAAAUUAUUGAUAAUUCUGCUUCAACUCAGCCCACUCCGGUGAAGUAUGGUGAUACCCUAGAAAAUGUGAAACUGUUGUUGUCUGAAUGUUUCACAUCUGUUGGUGAGAAAUUCAAGUCAAUUGUUUGUGACAAUUUGAAGACUAAAAGGAUGCCGAUGACAUGGCGGGACACCAAGAAUAAGGUGGACUAUGGCAUGUAUCUUAUGCGGCACAUGGAGAGUUAUGUGAGUGAAGCCGUGAAGGUGUUGCAAAAUGGGAUUGUGGGCUUACUAGUGGUGACAGAUCGCAACUUUAGAGGCUACGUUUGCGUUAUAUGAAGGAGCAUUGAACACUUGAUAUAAGUGCACACCGUACCAGCAAUGUGGCUCAUGCGUUACGAUUUCUUUCCGGGCAUUAGUUUCCUUGUUGUUGUUUACUAGUCGUUUACUUUUGGGGGUCGUUGUUGGAUUUUCAUUACUAAUGUUUACUCACACUUUUGUUCUGUUUUCAACUACUUCAUUUCUAGUGUAACAGAUUUUUUCGUUCACCAACAGUGUUAUAGUUUUAUUAUUAUGCACGUAUUACUUUAGUUAUCA
Messenger RNA from Ipomoea triloba (trilobed morning glory), 1359 nucleotides. RefSeq lists its product as uncharacterized. NCBI's taxonomy places the organism in Eukaryota, Viridiplantae, Streptophyta, Magnoliopsida, Solanales, Convolvulaceae. Bases 1 to 1101 code for a protein of 366 amino acids. The record is from RefSeq and is a predicted model, not a curated record. The transcript is spliced from 8 exons.